Messenger RNA from Oncorhynchus mykiss (rainbow trout), 2152 nucleotides. Its product is annotated as beta-galactosidase-1-like protein 2. Lineage: Eukaryota; Metazoa; Chordata; Actinopteri; Salmoniformes; Salmonidae. The record is from RefSeq and is a predicted model, not a curated record. Gene Ontology annotation, molecular function: beta-galactosidase activity. Gene Ontology annotation, biological process: carbohydrate metabolic process.
CACACCCUUUCUGGGCGGUGCAAUGCUUAAUAGGCUAUACUCUUAUCUAUCCUGAGGGAGUUGCAGUGAUCCUCCUAGCUACAUUUUCCCCAGCAGAUCCGAGCAGAUUAGAUGUGUUUGUCAUUGGAAAGGGUUUCAUUUCUAUACAGUAAGUACUGUCUAUCAACAGAUAACAGAUUAACAUAUAUAUUUACUAUUAACAGAUGGUUGUUCUACGAAUAAGGAAAGCCCACAAAAGACGUUAUGCACUUCUAUGUUUGAGCAUUGUUGGCUUCAUCAUGUACCGGUACCUGGGUACUGCGCCCGGAGGCAGGAGAAUGAGCAGGAGAGUAGGUUUGAGUGCCAACUCGUCCCAGUUCACCUUGGAGGGAGAAACAUUCCGUAUUCUGGGGGGAUCCGUCCACUACUUCCGGGUCCCUAGAGCCUACUGGAGAGACCGCCUGAUGAAAAUGAAGGCUUGUGGCAUCAACACCCUCACUACAUAUGUACCAUGGAGCUUACAUCAGCCAGAGAGAGGGGUUUUCCACUUCCAAACAGAGUUGGAUUUAGAAGCCUACAUUAACUUGGCUGCUGAGGUAGGACUCUGGGUGAUCCUGCGUCCAGGGCCAUACAUUUGCUCUGAGCUCGACCUAGGAGGGCUGCCGAGUUGGCUUCUUCGUGACGAGAGUAUGAGGUUGAGGACUACUCACCCAGGAUUUGCUGAGGCAGUCAAUACGUUCUUUGACAAGCUCAUUCCAAAAGUGGUUCCUCUACAGUUCAAGAAAGGAGGGCCCAUCAUUGCUGUACAGUUGGAAAAUGAAUAUGGAUCAUUUGCAAUGGAUAACACUUACAUGCCUUUCAUCAAGGAGGCUCUACAGUCCAGAGGAAUCAAUGAGCUCUUACUGACGUCAGAUAACCAUGAGGGAUUAAAAGAAGGGGGUGUGACGGGAGUAAUCAGAACAGUGAAUCUACAGAAACUAAAUCAGGGGGACAUCAAGUAUUUGAAUGCUAUUCAGCCCAAUAGCCCCAUGAUGGUGAUGGAGUGCUGGACAGGCUGGUUUGAUGCAUGGGGAGACCUCCACCAUGUCCUCGCUCAAGAGGAUAUGGUUUCUGCUGUACGGGAGAUUCUGAGACGCGGCAUGUCCAUCAACCUGUACAUGUUCCACGGAGGGACUAACUUUGGCUUCAUGAGUGGAGCACUGACAAACCCAAUCUACAAGGCACUAAUCACAAGCUAUGAUUAUGAUGCACCUCUGUCCGAAUCGGGAGAAUACACGCCAAAGUAUCACCUUCUCAGGGAUCUAUUCAGUCAGUACCACAGUGAGAAGCUCCCUGAUAUGCCAGCCCUGCGUUGGAAGGAGACGUAUGAGCCAGCCAUCAUGUACCAGCACCUCUCUCUGUGGGACGCCUUGACCUUCGCUGAGGAGCCAUUUAAAUCACCAACCCCAGUCAACAUGGAGAAUCUCCCAGUGAACAGUGGGAAUGGCCAGUCCUAUGGCUAUACCCUCUAUGAGACCAUUAUAACCAGUGGAGGCUCCCUCAAGUCUGGAGACAAUGUACGGGACAGAGCCCUGGUGUUUGUGGACAGACACUACAUUGGCAUUUUCAAGCAUCAGAAUCUGGAGCUAGCGGUGCCUGAUGGAAAGGAGAAACGGACAUUGAGCUUACUGGUUGAGAACUGUGGACGAGUUCACUAUGGGAAAGCUCUAGAUAAACAGCGCAAAGGUCUCGUAGGUGACAUUCUAUUGAACAACAGUCCUUUGAGGGACUUCACGAUAUACAGUCUGGAUAUGAAAACCAGCUUUAUUGAUAGCCUCAACCAGGCGCCUUGGAUGUCCCUUCCGCACGUUCCCAGUUUCCCUGGAUUCUUCCUGGGAAGAAUGUUUACCUACGGCUAUCCAAGUGACACCUUCGUCAAGCUACCAGGCUGGGGCAAAGGGGUGGUCUUCAUCAAUGGUUUGAACCUGGGGCGCCACUGGUAUAUCGGCCCCCAGCAAACACUCUACCUCCCAGGACCUUUUCUCAACAGUGGAGUAAACCAGGUCAUUGUGUUUGAAGAGCAGGAAGCUGAUUAUAAAAUCACGUUUGAAGAGACUCCUGAUCUGGGCAUGGCUGUGGACAUUCAGUAACUGCAUUCCCAAGCUACUGUACUUUUAAUAAACAAUAAUACUGG